Phaeodactylum tricornutum CCAP 1055/1 is the source of this 1368-nucleotide messenger RNA. RefSeq lists its product with no specific name. The transcript is spliced from 2 exons. The annotation marks the transcript as partial. NCBI's taxonomy places the organism in Eukaryota, Bacillariophyta, Bacillariophyceae, Surirellales, Neidiaceae. The record is from RefSeq and is a predicted model, not a curated record.
UCGAUUGCAGAAAUUGCAUCCAGUAGCUCUGACUUUGACACGCUCGUAGCUGCUCUUGGAUUGACUGGCUUGGACGGUGUCCUCGCCGGAGACGGUGAGUUUACCGUCUUUGCUCCUACUGACGAUGCGUUUGCAGAUCUUGACAGCAACAUUCUCUCCAGAUUGCUUGAUCCUGAAUUUGCUGCCAACCCCGCAAUUCUUACUGACAUUUUGACCUAUCACGUUAUUGCUGGGGUUGUUCAUUCGAGCUCCUUGUCUGGAAAUGCGGAUGUCACAACACUCCAGGGCGAUACCGUCUCAAUCACUGGAAGUAACGGUGGAGUCACCAUUAAUGGAGAUACGCGAGUUCUUGAAGCCGAUGUUUUUGCUUUUAACGGACUGAUCCAUGGGAUCGACAACGUUUUGACAUUCCGGGGCUUUACUUGUCCCUAGAUUUCUUUGUGAUAUGAUAGUACAUGAUGUCUUUGAAUAGCAAAGUGAAAACAUGUCUUGAAUCAAGCCAGUUAGUGGCUCUGUAAUCAGAAACCAAAUAACAAUGUAAGCGUUGGGUUGUCUAUACUUGAGGUUCUCAUCGACUGUUAAGUUCGCAUCUGCAAAGUAGAAGUAGUAGUAGCUUUCAGGAUACGCUUCUUCGCGACGAUUACAUUGCUCAACUUGAAGCUUCGUACAAAUGUUGUAAUGUGCUCCUCGUCACGAUCCGCACAGUUCACAUCUACACCGGAACUGAUAGUCUUUUCGGAGCAAGUCCUGUCGAUCACGGCGGUCAAGGUUAUGGUCGAUGUAACUUAUGGUAACUUCGUCUUGCGCUCGAAUAGAUACUUUUGCGGUCAAACGCAAAGAGGGGAUAUGUCCUGGUUCUCCGUAGAGGAAGCAUUGUAUUGCGUUGGGGAUACAGCUAUGAUUAAUCCGGUGCGCGGUUUUGAAUAGCCCAACCCCUAUGCCGUAGCCGCUUUCGUCAGAAAUAGUAAAGGCGUUGACUUUCACUCUUGACAAUAGCUCUGACAGUUGCUUGGCCCUCAAAGUUUGCGCUCUAAUGGGAAAUGUGUUAUUCAACAUGGCAGCAGCAGUCAUUCGGACAGCGUGUUCAUGGGCCUCAGCGCAAGGAUCCGAAAGGGUACUGUGUGUUUGCAUUUUUGCGAGCUCGUCCCAGGAUACUUCAUUCAAUACAACCGCCCUCAUCAGUCUGUAGAUAAGAAUAGCUGUCGGAAGAAGAACGGGAAUAUGUGUUACCGACUCGACGCAGCAAAUUUCUUCUCCAAGCCAAGAUUGAGCCUUUUCUAUACAAGCCUUGGAACAUACUGAAACGGGGAAUUUUUCCAAUUGACACAUGUGAACACCGCCGUGUUCCGACAAGUGGGACGGUCCGCG